Molecule: messenger RNA, 2532 nt
Organism: Neodiprion fabricii
Lineage: Eukaryota; Metazoa; Arthropoda; Insecta; Hymenoptera; Diprionidae
Exons: 3
Coding region: 506-922 (138 amino acids)
Source: RefSeq, a predicted model, not a curated record
CGAGGCUCCACACUUGAGAGAGUGACAGGUCCUCGACUUUUUUCCCCCCAUCGCGUUUAAGGCGAGAGUCAGUUUUCAGUAGUCAGUCUCGCGUGGUUCGUCAAGUUUCGGCCAGAGAUACAGGAAAAUUUCGGCGUUAAGCUCUCAGACGUAAGAGAGGAAACGACAUUUUCGCAAGACAACCGGCAGUUCUGUGGGCGUCGGCGGUAUAACACGAGGCGGAUUUUCAAAUACCACCGGCUAAGGCUUCGACGUAUAAUAAGAGAAAAGUCUUCUCGAGUAUAAUAAUACUCGAGUGCAAUAAUACUGCAGCUGUACGACUUACCAGCCGUGUGCGCAGGGCGGAUCGUCGGAGAGACGACGCGUUCCUUACCUAGGCGAAAGACGAAACCCGUGGCACCGGGACCUCAGAGCGUGCAGUCGGCGAAAAGCUGAGAUUUGAAAUUAGUAAGAGACGAAGACACCUCCUACUCCGAACAUCCGACGAAUCCGAGAUACGUCAGACAUGGCUGCGUUUCGACUGACCCUGUGCUUUCUCAUCUCCGCGUUGUGCUUCUGCUCGCUGAUCAACGCUGCGGCCGUUCACAAAUUGUUAUUUGAGGGAAAACUGCAGGAUGGCACAAGCAGCGCAGACGAGACUCGAUCAGAGGCUGCAGGGAUCAUCAAUGUCGAAAAUGGACACGCGUUUCCGGAAAGUAUUCGAGAGCGCAGAUCCAAUGUCGAAGGAACUUGCCACCACUGGGCACCGUGUGGAUGGGCGGUUUACGAGCCAUUCACAAGGAGGGUGGAGUACUUCCUGAAGAACACAUGCUCGUGCCAAACCUCGCACAAGUGCAUAAGAACGGACGACGACUUGUCGAUCAGUGCCUACGUCUACAGAUGUAGGAGCAACGUUAGCGCGACCGACAUCGAGUCGCCGUAAAAUACGAAUCCUGACUAAAACGUACGUACAUAUGUAUGGCAAGCAGUAUGAAACGUAUGUACUUCGCGUAAGACAUACCUACGUGCACCGUUGCGCAAAAAUUACACAGUUUUAUUGUGUAUAAUCCGUCAGUUCGUACGGAGAGUUUUCGGUAAUAAAUUAAUCUAACAGAAUAACAGAGAGUAAAUAAAAAAAUUAAUUAUUACGUCACGAUACGCGCCGUUUACAUAUCGCAGGGUGAAACUGUAUAUGUGUAAAACGAAGAAAGGCGGAGAAAAUUGAUAAAAAUAAUAUUGAAAAAUUGGAAGGAAAAUACGAGAAAUGACGAAAAAACCAACAACAACAACAAUAUCAUCAUAUUAUUUAGAAUAAAUUGUCAAAAUUUCGUUUCUAAAAUCUUUAUAUUAUACACUUGUCAUAACAUACAGUAUGCUACCUACGGCCCAAAUAAUACGUGCAUGCAGCCAAGUGUCGUGCGGCUAUAUGCGUAUAAUGUGAAUAUAUAUCGUUACGUGGGGUUAUACAUUAUACAUAAUAAUACAAGUUAGGUUAGAAGAUUUAAUCAUUAAUUUUACCCGCGCUCAAAUUCAUUGUGAAAACGUGCGACGCGUUAGUUCCGUCAAGUUUUUUGUUUUUUAAUACCAACUUUUUUUCUUCUAUUCUUCAUCUUUAAUUUUCUGUUGCAAUUUACUUACAAACUGCGUAUGUAUGUCAAAAAUUCUCUAAAUAUUGUAGAAAUAGUUUGAUCUUUCGCUGCCGACUUUCUCGUGAAAAAAAGGCUAACUGUUAAUAAGCAUAUGUUAUACCCACCAUACCCAUGCAAUAUUACUAUUUUUCAUCUUGAUAAAAGCAUAAGAUUGUUGUCGUUACCCGUCGCGCGGAUUACCCUGUAGUAACAGGUUUUCUUUUCUUCUUCUUCUUUCAUUUGUAUUUCGAUUUCAGCACUCUCCCGAAUUGACACACUUUCUGUUGUACAUUUCCAUAAUUGUGGUAUUGUUUAAACUGCAGUAAACUAUGCACACUCCGCGCAAUUAUUUCGCUUAUACUUAUGUAGAGGAAAGGAAGGAAGCUGAAAUUGGAAGAAAAAGUGAGAAAAUCACAAAGAAGAAUCUUGGUACCAACGCCAUAAUUUUCGAUGCUAGCGUCAAUCGCUUAUGUAUGUACAUUGUUUAUUUAAAUCUGAACAAUUACAUGUAGGUAAACAGACCUGUACCUACUGUUUAAAAUUCAUUUAAUACAACUGUCUGGUGUUUCGUGUGACGGGUUUGACAUUUUCUACAAAUAUGCUAAUAUGACUAUACAGAUACUUUGUACGCUUUCUAAAUGCAGUCGGUUAUGCCCAGCCUCUCUAGCAAUAUACCUAACAAUGAUACAAUAAUGAUGAUAUACUAUAGUAUACAGGAUAAAUAUUUAAUUGUAAGUCAGAUAAGUAUAAUAAUACACGUAUAAUAUUAGGAUACGUAUUGUUAAUAUCACCUUAAAGCAUCUGCAGUUUGUAGGCUAUUUAGUAAAGUAGUCACAGUAUUUUCAUAAAGAUCCGGCGCGCACACAUGCCAACACCCUCGACGUACUUAAAAGACAAAGUAAAGAACAAAAAAAAAAAAAAAAAA